CGGCAAUAUUUGAUGUCGGCUCGUGCUGUAGUGUUCAGACAUGGCUUUGCUCGCUCGUGUGAGCGGCAGUACUCGGCAGAUUUCAAAUAAUCGUUUUUAUAAAUUUUACGCAAACUGUGUAUGCUCGAAAUUGUACAGAAAAGCACCAACCAGCUUUGCCUUGGGCAUACAAAGUAGUGUAAGCGCACGGUAUGCUAGUUCAGGAAAAUCCCCAUCCACUGAAAAACAAGGCAAAUAUGUAUUCUAUGAAGAAAUUAUGUCGAGGAGGCGAGAUCAGGCUAGACGAAGUGUUCUGAUUCAAGUACAAUCAGAAAAUUCAAGCUACGAACUCUACGAUUACUGUUCCCAGUUUGGAAAGGUGCAAGAAAUGCAUCAUUAUAAAAUAGGCGAUAACUUGAGUUUUAUCUUAAUUGAGUUCAAUUUGCUAUCUGACGUGGAGGCCAUAAAUUCCGCCUCAACACAUAUACAAGUGGAUCAAAAUCUUCCUGUCACAUCGCCUUUCUUGUGGUUCCGAGUUGUACCGAAUCGGGUGCGAAAGGAUUUUGUUGACAAGGACAUACCAUUGAAGGUAAUAAAUGCCAAUGUCGCUUCCGCGCCUGAUGACAUGAAUAUGUUGCUGUUUAAGGCAGAGUCGGUUUCUGACCAAAUGACAUUAUUACACAAUGCAACAAAGUUAAAUGAGACUGGUACAAGGUUACGCUUUCUAAGUGCACGUCAAAUUGAAUUGUGCCUGUCAGGAAUGUUUUCUGAGGUCACAGUGCUCCCCUUCGGAUCCAGCGUUAAUGGCUGUGGUAAACUGGGGAGUGAUCUCGACUUGGUACUACAGAUGCAUCCCCAUCUGAAGGAAAAUGUACAAAGUAGGUUGGUUUAUUACACAAAGGCAUCAUCGAAUCCUGACAGAGCUCAAACACAGAAAGUGAUGGAAAUAAUAGCGAAUAUCAUUGAUCACUUUCUUCCUGGGAUAUCGAGUGUAAAAAAAAUACUACAUGCGCGGGUACCGAUAAUUAAAUUCAAUCAAACGUUGACCAACUUGGAAUGUGAUCUCAGUAUGAGCAACACGACGAGUAUAUAUAUGUCUGAACUGUUGUACCUUUAUGGUGAAUUAGAUUGGAGAGUCAGACCCCUGAUUUUCACAGUAAGGUCUUGGGCAAGAUACAUGAAGUUAACAAACAAUUAUCCUGGCCAUUGGAUAACUAAUUUUUCCCUGACACUUCUCGUUUUGUUCUACUUACAGCAGAAACAAAUAUUACCUAGUUUACAAAAAUUAAUUGAACUUGCAGAUAAAAAUGAUGUUCGGAUAGCAGAUGGUGACGUGAAUUGCACGUUUUUACGUGAUAUAUCAAAACUACCUCAAGCAUCUUCUAGGAACGAGGAUGAUUUGGAAACACUUUUGACAGACUUUUUUAUUUACUAUUCGAAUUUCGACUUCACAACAAAGAGCAUUUCCCUAAACGCGGGUAUGCCGCUUCCCAAACCCGCGGAAUCGACUGUUUAUAUUCACAAUCCGUUUGAGCCAGGUCUAAAUGUGGCUAAAAAUAUUAAUACCCAGGAGAUGGAACGGCUAAAAAUUGAAGCGCGAAAUGCAGCGUGGCUGUUUUGCUCUGCUGCUGACAAUAACGCGAAUGACUGGGGACUUUUAUCGUUGUUCAAUCAAAAAAUUGAAUUGAAUGUUAAACCUAUUCGCCUCAAUCAUACGAACAGAAUGGUGGAACUUAGUGCGUUGUUCAGUAAAUCAAAAACAGUGGAUGGCGUGGAAAAACACAGCAAAUAUACUCAAAGUGCAAAUGCCAAUAGUAACACAGUGAAUCACAGUGUAGACAAACAAAGAACAAGUAGUAAAAAGAAGAAGAGCAAUCAGAAGCAAGAAUUUAGGAGAUAAAACAAAAAAUUCAAUUGUAAGAAAAUGAAUAAACUAAUUUUACGAGAACAUGGUGGAAAUCUAAUGAAAAAAUUUAGUAUAUGAGAGGUUUGUAAUUUAUUUGAUUUCAUCAGCCUUUGUACAAAUAAACUAUGUAGUGGUUGUAAUCAAAUUUUCUUUCACACACGCAUUAUGAAUACUGCAGUUUCAUAAUUAUCGGUAAUCAGUGACUGUGCAAAAUGUCCAGUGGCGAAGUAGUUCGGCUUCAGCAAAAGAAAAGUUCAAAUCACCACUACACUACAUCAUGAUAAAUCAGUUUUAAUCAUCAGCCAAUGAAGCAAAAGCUCAAUAAUUUUGGGACUUCAAUCAUGUCUGGAGGCAGUGGUCGUUAUAUAUACGGAUAUUUUUUCUUGUAGUUCACCCAAGUAUUCAAAAUUUAUUCACCCUUGUUUUUGUACAAACAAAUGCAUUCCCAUUUUGCAAAGUAUAAAGAAAAACACAUGAAAAUUACUCAUGUAGCUGUACACAGAGCAAGAAUCAACAAUGUUAAAGAUUUAUCACACUAGUACAAUGGUUAAUUGCCUCUCAAUUUUUACAACUUGGACCUAUAAAGAUUGUUUUAAAUAUGGAUUUAUAUCCAUUUAA
Neodiprion fabricii is the source of this 2503-nucleotide messenger RNA. RefSeq names its product poly(A) RNA polymerase, mitochondrial (gene MTPAP). Gene Ontology annotation, biological process: mitochondrial mRNA polyadenylation. Gene Ontology annotation, molecular function: poly(A) RNA polymerase activity. The transcript has 7 exons. The record is from RefSeq and is a predicted model, not a curated record. NCBI's taxonomy places the organism in Eukaryota, Metazoa, Arthropoda, Insecta, Hymenoptera, Diprionidae. Bases 41 to 1879 code for a protein of 612 amino acids.